AUGGCUGAUCCAGCAACUAUAAUCAGUGGUUUACUUUCAAAUUUGGCACCUCUGAUUAAGGAUGAAUUCUCGUUGUUUUGGAAUUUUAAGAAGGAUGUUGAAAAUCUAUCGAGCACGCUAUCUGCAAUUAAUGCCGCACUUGAGGAUGCUGAGAUAAAGGACGUGUGGAAGAAGGACAGCCAAACCGAAGAUUGGUUGCGGAAACUCAAAGAUGUGGCAUAUAAGGUUCGAGACAUCAUGGAUGAGUGCACCUUUGAAGAUCUUCGUCAUCAAGUCAAAAGGCUUAAUGCCUCCUCUUCAACCCGGAUCCAGGUAACCAACUUUCUCACCCGUCCUUUUAGCAGCACUUGGUCGAUUCAUAAAAUUGGUUUCAAAAUUAAGGAUGUUCAAGAGAAACUAGAUAAGAUUCAUUCAGAGAACAAUAAAUAUCAAUUGCGUGAACCUAUUCAUGGCUCGAAAAUAAAAGAAGACAAGUUUUCUAGUAGUUGGCGUGAAACCAUGUCACUUUCUAGUAGUCCAGUACUAUAUGGGAGAGGUAAGGAGAAGAAACAGAUUAUUGAUAUUCUACUCAAUAAUAAUACAUCUACAAGUACUGUUAGUGUUGCUACAAAACAAUUGUCUGUUCUGCCUAUUGUUGGGAUUGGGGGUCUUGGUAAAACAACACUCGCCCAAAUGGUCUUCAAUGACCGUGAGGUUUCUGAUCAUUUUGAUCCCAAAUUCUGGGUUUGUGUUUCUGAUGAAUUUGAUAUUAAGCUGGUCAUCAAAUCCAUUUUACAAGAAAAGACAGAAGCUUCUUUGGAAGAAUUGCAGAAAAAUGUUAGAGAUAAACUGAGAGAGAAAAGAUAUUUGAUUGUAUUGGAUGAUGUUUGGAAUGAAGACAUACAUGAAUGGAAUCAGUUGAGAUCUAUAUUAGAUUGUGGAUCAAAUGAUGCGUUUGUCCUUACUACGACACGUAAACUAAAUGUGGCAGAAAUCAUGAAAACGGUUAAACCUUUUGAGUUACAGCCACUCACUUACACAUAUUGUUGGCAACUAUUCAAAGAACGUGCAUUUGGGUAUGGAAAACCAAAAGAUCCAAACUUCAUUAAUAUUGGUGAACAAAUAACUAUAAGAUGUAAGGGUGUUCCUUUAGUUGCCAAGACAUUGGGAAGUCAUCUGGGGUUUUGUGAAGACGAAAAAGAAUGGCAUAGAAUAAGAGAUAGUGAGUUAUGGGACAUAUCCGAAAAUGGAAAAGAUCUCUUACCUAUUCUAAGGUUGAGUUACUAUGACCUCUCAUACCAGUUGAGAAGAUGCUUUGCGUUUUGUGCUAUAUUUCCCAAAGAUACUCUAAUUAGAAAGGAGAAAUUAAUUCAAUUGUGGAUGGCUCAUGGUUUAAUUCUUCCAGAUACAAAUCAAGAAGUUGAAGAUGCUGGGAAUAGAAUUUGGAAGGAGUUGUGUUGGAGAUCCUUUUUUCAAGAUGAAAAAGAGAACAAAGAUGAGUAUAAUAGAGUUUAUACAACGUGUAUGAUCCACGAUCUUAUGCACGAUCUUGCCCAAUCGGUUAUGAAAGAGGAAUGUUAUACGAUGAAGGCUAAUAGCUCAAGUGAUGGUUUAGAACGAGAAAUCCAUCGUCAUGUAACAGUUGAUAAGUUCAAUGAACCAAAUUUUUGUUCUCUUAAGGAAAUUAGAGGAUCGCAUUCAAUAAUGGUCGUCAACUGCGGAGAUUAUGAUGGAAUUGUCGCUAGGGAGAUUUUAAAUGUCUUGAAGGAACUUCUGCCUUUACGUGUCCUUGAAGUAAGAUGGUAUGUGCAAUAUCAAGAUUUGAGUUAUGUGAGUCGUCUAAAACAUCUCAGAUACUUGGACAUUUCCAAGAGUAAGAUAACAACAUUGCAUGACAGUAUUUGCGAACUCUUCAACUUACAGACUCUAAAACUCAAUUCUUGUUCUAUGCUUGAAAGUUUGCCUAGAAAUAUGAGGAACCUUGUUAACCUGAGGCAUCUUUAUUUGGAGGAUUGUGAUGGAUUAAAAUAUAUGCCCAGAGGGAUGGGGCAAUUGAAACAUCUCAAGACGCUAAGCUUAGUUAGUGAUGCAUCUAUUGCAAGAGGGAUAAAUAUAGCUAAAUGGUCGAGUAUCACUACGUUGGAGUUAGAUUGGGGUUUUAAUGCUGAUGCUGAUGGACAUGAGAAAAUAGGUGAAGCUCUAGAGGUUUCAACUACGAGGUUGAAGACAUUGAGAAUGAAUGUUUACAAAGGUGUGAAUCCCCCUAAAUGGGUGGGAAAGUCAUCUCCUUCUGUAUUAUUCCCUUUGUUAGAGAGAUUGACUGUUUCUUUCAUGAUGAAUUUGAGGGAAUUGGUGUCUCCUAAUACUAUUCCUAGUACCGGAGCAUUCCCUAAUCUAUGCUCGCUGAGGAUAUCUUAUUGCCCAAAGCUAGGGGCCUUGCCAGUACCGCAUCUCAAAUCACUCAAAUAUGUAAGUGUUUAUGAUGAAUGUUCGGAUGAGUUGUUAUAUAGCAUCUCACAUCUUAGUGCUCUCACUCAUCUCUAUCUUUAUGGAUUGAACAAAAGAAGUGUUUUAUUUCCAUCAUCAAUAUUUGCGGACAAUAAUGAAGCACAAUUAGGAGGAGUACGCUCAACUUUCCAAUCUCUUCAAUCUCUGUCUAUUGAGAACUGCGAGAAUUUAAGGCGUUUGUUUGAUGAGGGAAUGAUAAUGGAAGAAGAGACUCAUCAUGAUCAUCAUUUUCAAGCUGGACAAACAGAAAGAACAAGAGGUCUCAUGAACUCUCUCACGGAAUUGGAUAUUAGUGAUUGUUGGGAGUUGAUGAUAUCAGUUGAGGAAUUUGGAAACCUCAAUUCGCUACAGAGAUUGAGGAUCAUGGAUUGUCCUAAGUUGGUGUCUUCAGAAGAAGAAGCGGGCGAUUUUAAGGCACUCCUACGUUCCCUUCGAACCAGACUUGGUAGUAAGAAAUUGAGAGUAGAUAUUGAAUUGGAAAAGGAAGGAAGAGGGAGAGCAUAUCAGAGCAUAGUGGCCCCAUCAUGA
Molecule: messenger RNA, 3015 nt
Organism: Impatiens glandulifera
Lineage: Eukaryota; Viridiplantae; Streptophyta; Magnoliopsida; Ericales; Balsaminaceae
Product: putative disease resistance protein RGA4
Exons: 2
Coding region: 1-3015 (1004 amino acids)
Biological process (GO): defense response to other organism
Molecular function (GO): ADP binding
Source: RefSeq, a predicted model, not a curated record